Aphanomyces invadans is the source of this 721-nucleotide messenger RNA. RefSeq lists its product as hypothetical. The coding region runs from base 28 to 672 and encodes 214 amino acids. The transcript has a single exon. The record is from RefSeq and is a predicted model, not a curated record. NCBI's taxonomy places the organism in Eukaryota, Oomycota, Saprolegniomycetes, Saprolegniales, Verrucalvaceae.
UUUGUACGUGCGUCCGAAAAAGAUCUCAUGGGGUACCGGACAUUCGCCGGCGCACCGCUCAUCGUCACCCUGGGCGACUCAAUCACACAGAAUGGAGCCAACCCUGAGAUUCUCGGUUACCAAGUCCUGUUGACCAACGACUACGUGCGCAAGGCCGACGUAGUCAACCGUGGGUUGUCUGGAUGGACCACACGCGGGUGGUUGUCCAAAGUCCCUCUAUUGAUAGAAGAAUGGCGGAGAAAGCCGCCGUGCUUGAUCACUGUCUUCCUCGGCGCCAACGACGCGGCGCUGAUCAACUCCCCGGAUCACCAGCAACACGUUCCCGUUGACGAGUAUGUGGCGAACCUCACGCACAUGGUAACUCUGAUCCGCGCUGGGUUUCCGCUUUGCAAAAUCCUAUUCUUGACCCCACCGGUUGUCGAUGAUGCGCGGUGGCCCAGUCGCGCCAACUUGGAAACGAAGAAAUACGCUGCCGCCUGCGUCCACCUCGCCGCAUCCCUCGACGUACCCGUGGUUGAUUUCUGGACGGCUCUUCAAGGCCGCACGGACCUCCUCGCCGACGGACUGCACUUCAACCGACAAGGCAACGUCGUUGCCCAUCAAAUGAUUGUUGACGCCAUCGCUGAACAUUUUCCACAUUUGACGCCAGCCGCAUUGCCCAGCGAGUUCUAGGACAAUGUCAACUCUGGGAUCAUAAUGUGACGAUCCACCAUUUAUGCCG